CGCACGCGGCAGCAGCUGUUCUGUUGCGACAGAAGGGAAAGGGCGCCCGAAUCCAACCUGGAGAAGCCCCCGGCCGGCCGGCAAGAAGGAGGACGAGGAGACGACGAACGACGCCCGCGAAGAUCGCCCGCCAGAGGUGCCACGAUGCCCUCGGACUUGGCCAAGAAGAAGGCGGCCAAGAAGAAGGAGGCGGCCAAGGCUCGCCAGAGGCCCAGGAAGACUCCCGAGGAGAACGGGGACGGGAGCGAGCAGGACCCUUCCGCCGCGAGCCUGGAAGUCAACGGCACCGAGGAGCCAGACAUAGACUCCAUCACCAAGGCCAUGGAAGAGUUUGAGCUGAAGAAGGCGGCGGCCCGUGCCGUCACAGGGGUCCUUGCCUCACACCCAAACAGCACUGACGUCCACAUCAUCAAUCUCUCCCUCACCUUCCAUGGGCAGGAGCUGCUGAGCGAUACAAAGCUGGAACUCAACUCUGGGCGACGCUAUGGCCUCAUUGGCCUGAAUGGCACUGGGAAAUCCAUGCUGCUGUCGGCAAUUGGGAAACGGGAAGUGCCCAUUCCAGAGCAUAUUGACAUCUACCACUUGACCCGGGAGAUGCCCCCCAGUGAAAAGACACCCCUGCAGUGUGUGAUGGAGGUGGACACAGAGAGAGCCAUGCUAGAGCGGGAAGCUGAGCGGCUUGCACACGAGGAUGCUGAGUGUGAGAAGCUGAUGGAGCUGUAUGAGCGCCUGGAGGAGCUGGACGCUGACAAGGCUGAGAUGCGAGCCUCGCGGAUUCUGCACGGCUUGGGCUUCACCCCCAUCAUGCAGAGGAAGAAGCUGAAGGACUUCAGUGGUGGCUGGCGGAUGCGGGUGGCUCUUGCCAGGGCUCUCUUCAUUCGACCCUUCAUGCUGUUGCUGGACGAGCCCACAAACCACCUGGACUUGGAUGCCUGCGUGUGGCUGGAGGAGGAGCUGAAAACGUUCAAGCGCAUCCUUGUGCUGAUCUCCCAUUCUCAGGACUUUCUGAACGGCGUCUGCACCAACAUCAUCCACAUGCACAACCGCAAGCUCAAGUACUACACGGGCAACUACGAUCAGUACGUGAAGACCCGUCUUGAACUGGAAGAGAACCAGAUGAAGCGGUUCCAUUGGGAGCAAGAUCAGAUCACCCACAUGAAGAACUACAUUGCACGCUUUGGUCACGGCAGUGCCAAGUUAGCUCGCCAGGCACAGAGCAAAGAGAAGACCCUCCAGAAGAUGAUGGCCUCAGGGCUGACUGAACGGGUCAUCAAUGACAAGACGCUGUCCUUCUACUUUCCUUCAUGUGGAAAGAUCCCUCCUCCUGUCAUCAUGGUGCAGAACGUCAGCUUCAGAUACAGCAAGGAUGGGCCCUGGAUUUACAACAACCUGGAGUUUGGCAUUGACUUGGACACGCGCGUUGCUCUUGUGGGGCCCAACGGGGCUGGGAAGUCCACACUCCUCAAGCUCCUCACUGGGGAGCUGCUGCCCAGUGACGGGAUGAUCCGCAAACAUUCACACGUCAAGAUUGGCAGAUACCACCAGCACUUGCAAGAGCAGCUGGACUUGGACCUCUCACCGCUGGAGUACAUGAUGAAGUGCUACCCAGAGAUCAAGGAAAAGGAGGAGAUGCGCAAGAUCAUUGGACGCUACGGCCUAACAGGAAAGCAGCAGGUGAGCCCAAUCCGGAACCUGUCAGACGGGCAGAAAUGCCGAGUGUGCUUUGCGUGGCUGGCCUGGCAGAACCCCCACAUGCUGUUCUUGGAUGAGCCCACCAACCACCUGGACAUAGAGACCAUCGACGCACUGGCAGAUGCCAUCAACGACUUCGAGGGGGGCAUGAUGCUCGUUAGCCACGACUUCCGGCUUAUCCAACAGGUGGCCCAAGAGAUAUGGGUCUGCGAGAAGCGGACAAUCGCCAAGUGGCCAGGCGACAUUCUCUCUUACAAGGAGCAUCUCAAGUCCAAGCUGGUAGGCGAAGAGCCGCAGCAGGCGCUUGCCAAGAAGACCAACGCUGUCUGAGCACCUGCCGCAAGCCUGGUGGGUCAGCUGGGCCACCUUUCCCCAGAAACUGGUGUCAGUCCAGUCCACCUGCCACUUACUCCUCCUCCACUCUGCCAGGGAAUGAACAGGCAAAGACAAGGGUGGGGGCGGCAGCUUCCUCCUCCCCUUCCAAUGCUUUUGCAGCUGCUUCUUCCUCACCCCCUUUCAGCGCUGCCACCAUGCUCCCUCCCUCAUUCUUCCCUCUGGUCCCACAGCUGGACAGCCCCUCCUCUUCCUCUCCCUGCUGCCGCUGCCUGCGGAGGGCACUUCUCCACCCCUCCAUAUGUGCAAAGGGGCCCCUGGCUUGCUGCUGGUGUGCAGGGCCUGACUUUCUGCUUCAGUUUCCAGAUUUCACUCGAACCUCCUUGGGCCUCAGUUUGUUUUUAAUAAUUAUUUAUCAAUGUAUUGCUUGACCUGUGGGAGAACUAUCGGUCAAUAAUAAAGAGGAAAAAAUGUUUCAAUAGUUCUGCCUGCUUCUUGUGGUGGGGAGCUUCUGCAGAACGGAUACAAGGCCUUUCUCCCCUCACCCCACUCUCCAACUGAGCAGCAUCUAUUUCCCAGUAUGAGAAGAACCUGAACUGAGCAAACAGGAGCAAAGGAUAAAUCAGGUCCUCUCCACACCUGUUUCCAUUUCACCUUGAAAGUUCUGGCCUUCGGACCAUGAUAAACUGGAGCCCAGCAAAGAUCAAUGAACAAAGCAUUUUGAAUUCAGUGGCUUCAAAAUAUCCAUAUUAGUCACUCACAUUAUUUUUUAAAUAUUUUCCCUGAUUGUUAAUAUGUGUAAUAAAGUUGGAACUACUUGCAGAUAA
This is a messenger RNA of Rhineura floridana, 2852 nucleotides long. It is a transcript of the gene ABCF2, whose product is annotated as ATP binding cassette subfamily F member 2. Gene Ontology annotation, molecular function: ATP binding; ATP hydrolysis activity. Lineage: Eukaryota; Metazoa; Chordata; Lepidosauria; Squamata; Rhineuridae. The transcript has 15 exons. The coding region runs from base 145 to 2022 and encodes 625 amino acids. The record is from RefSeq and is a predicted model, not a curated record.